AUGCCUCCCAAGGCCCAUAACUCAAACUCUGAGUCCGAAUCCCGGACACGAAGCAACGCUGGUAAUUCAACCCAGGGCACCACAUCUGGAAAUGCAAGAAAUGUGGGCAAACAAAGACUCACGACCGCACAACAACAGUAUCUGAAAGACCUGAUACGCACACAUGUACAGAAUAAUCACCCCAGCAAUUUCCCGAAACCGGACCCUCUAGAUUUCGAAGAGUAUUCUGACGACUUUUUACGCCGCUAUAAGGACUACUUCCAACUUCCGCUCCAAGAUAAUUUAUCGCUACGAGGGUACCUAUUGGGAUCCAAGCUAGGCCAAAAGACCUAUUCCUACAAGAGAAACGAGAACAAAGUCCCCGAUGCUCGAGUAACUAAGAAAAAGCUGGCCUCUGAGGUGAAAAAGCACUUCAACUCCUACAAUGUCAAGGAAACGGAGUGUAUCCCAGCAUUCAUAUACAAGGUCAAAAAUCAAAAGAAAAGAUUCAAGAUGGAGUUUAGAGAGUAA
This is a messenger RNA of Lachancea lanzarotensis, 510 nucleotides long. RefSeq names its product LALA0S06e05204g1_1 (gene SAP30). Gene Ontology annotation, biological process: regulation of DNA-templated transcription. The transcript has a single exon. Lineage: Eukaryota; Fungi; Ascomycota; Saccharomycetes; Saccharomycetales; Saccharomycetaceae. The record is from RefSeq and is a predicted model, not a curated record. Gene Ontology annotation, cellular component: histone deacetylase complex. The coding region runs from base 1 to 510 and encodes 169 amino acids. Gene Ontology annotation, molecular function: protein binding; transcription coregulator activity.